AUGAGCUUCAACGCCGUAAACCGCGGCAACCCUGGCCAAAAGAAUGCCAAAUUACCGACGCACAUUACACGUUAUGAUUCUGUGUCGGAUAGUGCGGAUUCCACAGAUUCCCCAGCUGGACAUGCACCAACAAGUCACACCAACAGUCCAUUUAAGCAACACACAGGAUCCAUGACAUCAAAUAGCCGGUCCGGUCUUGUUGCUUCUCUGAAAAGGUCGCCAGCGCGACUCAACGCUGAUGGAGAGGUUAGCGAUGAGGAUGAUGGCUUUGAUGGGCCGGUAAUGUCAGAUUUGACGCAACGGGGAAGACCUAGCACGUUAUCCAAACUAGCCAACGUCUCGAGGACGUCUGAGCCAGAUGAAACGCAGACUGGUGGUUCCAGCAAUGCAAUGUCGACAACACCGGCGCGAGGAAGAGGGAGACCCAAGGGAUCAACGAACAAACUAAAAGGGCUACCAGGAACAGCUGCAGCUGGUCGGCAGGCCCGACAAGUCAAGCCGCGGCCCUAUCCCGAAGGCUUCGUCGGCUUUCCUAAACGACGAGGACGGCCGCCAAAGCCCCAGCCACCUCCUCCGAGAGAGCUUUACAAUCGGACCAACGUUCAGUUCUUCCCCUUUCUGUGUGAGUGGAUGGAUUGCAAAGCUGAGCUGCACAACCUUGAGACACUACGCCGGCACGUCUACAAAGUUCACGGCGACUCUGUUGAGUGUCUGUGGGGAAAGUGUGGGCGUCUGGAGGAACCUCCAGAGUUUGAAGAUGAUGAGGGGUUCAACGACCAUGUCGAAGAGGCGCAUCUAGUACCUUUAUCGUGGCACGUUGGCGACGGACCAAAUAACCUUGCAGAGCGGGGUUUGAAGAAGGAGGAGAAGAAUGAUGACGAUAUACCAGAUUAUCUUAAAGAUGAGCAUGGAAAUCAGGUGACGCCUUCGAUCCGAGACCAAGAGGAGGAGGAUUUGUUGACAUGGAGGAAGAACCGUCGCAAACUGAAGGAGUUGCUUAUACGUAUGAACGAUAAUCUUCCCGACCGGGACGACGAAGAGGGGGACGCCAAGCAGCAAGAUGCUUGA
Molecule: messenger RNA, 1068 nt
Organism: Fusarium graminearum PH-1
Lineage: Eukaryota; Fungi; Ascomycota; Sordariomycetes; Hypocreales; Nectriaceae
Exons: 1
Coding region: 1-1068 (355 amino acids)
Molecular function (GO): DNA binding
Source: RefSeq, a predicted model, not a curated record